AUGAAUCACUAUUCCAUCACCCUCUCAGAAGUCCUCUUGUUCGUUCUGUCCGCUGAGAUGCAUGAAACCUACAUGAACAUCAUGCUUGCCGACCUUGUCAACCGUGCGCAGGAAAUCCUCACAGCAUUCCAUCUCCAUCCGAAAACAACAGCAACAACUGUCGACUGGACACUGCAGCUUGCACGAAGUUGCUACUCCAGAGCCAUGCAGAUGCUUACUAGAAAAGAGCAUGGCUGGCACUUCAGUGCCACCAACACAAAGCCGGAGCAGAUUCACGACUUUCGCAUCGAAGAUAUGGCUGAAAAAAUGCGCACGGUUACUCCUGAUCUCUGGGAGAUGGUGCACUUUCUUCUGUCUGGGAAGGACAGCAUGGACACAGACACGGAGAUGGAGUUGGAUAGUAGAGAGCCAGAUUUGGAGGAGAGACAAUACUGGGAGUCAGAAGGGAUGGAGGAUGUGUGGGUGGGCCCUGACGAAGUUGCAGCCGAAGUACAGCAGGAAGAAAAGGAUCAGAAAGCCGUGCAGAAGAAGAGGGAGUCCCGUGAAGUUUUGACCACCAUCAUAGGUUUAGUAACUACUACUGGGUACCUCGAAAUCCCUGACAAAGGUCCCACUAGAAGACAGUUGCCAUCAUAA
Molecule: messenger RNA, 636 nt
Organism: Sparassis crispa
Lineage: Eukaryota; Fungi; Basidiomycota; Agaricomycetes; Polyporales; Sparassidaceae
Exons: 1
Coding region: 1-636 (211 amino acids)
Source: RefSeq, a predicted model, not a curated record